AUCGUGGCGCAGCGUGUUGAAAGACCGGUGUGUAAAAGUGGUUUGGUGAAAGACGAAAGUCGUUUGGCUUUUCCCUACAUACAGCUAUAGCAUAAUUCUGGAAACUUGCAUUACUGCAAUGCAUUAACUUACCGAAUCUUUGUUACAGACGUUAAGUAGUACGAGGCUGACAAAGAGAACGUGCAAUGCGAUCCCGCCACCCAAAAUUUUGAAACAUAAGGAAAGAUGUUUUGGACAUACUGAUGGAUUUCACAUUUUACUCAUCGUCGUAUGCACUGCGAAGCUUGAUAGCUUUCAUAAUAUAGAGCUAAUAAUGUCCACUUUGACAGUGUGUGAAUCUACAUAAUUGAACUGCUUCGAACGGUUUACAAUGUCUAUCGCUGAGGUCUCGUUAGUCCAUAUAUUUGGGCUUAGGAACGACAUUCCGAAUAACGUAUGUUACUGCGAUGAUCAGAACAUAAUUUACCCAGCUGGAUCUACGAUACUCAGCUACAAUGUGCUUCACAAGCAUCAAACGCAUUUCGAUGAUCUAAGAAAGCUCAGGAAUCUGAAGAAUUUUGCGUUGAGCCAAAACAAACGUUAUCUGGCCGUCUCUGACUGCGUUGACAAGCCGACCAUCUUCAUCUAUGACCUGUCUACGAGCAAACGGCGCAAGACGCUCUACUGCACAGAGGUGCAGUCCAAGGACGUCGUGUCUCUGUCCUUCUCCAGCGACCACAAGUAUGUGCUGGUGCUCGGUGGCAGCCCGGACUACACGCUUGUCGUCUACCUCUGGGAGAAGGGGAAGAUCGUCACCACGCUCAAGCCGAACAUGCCCAACACCUGGGCAGCCGUCAACCAGGCGGUGUACAACCCAGCGGACCCGGCAGUGAUCGUGGUGGUGGGCCAGCACCUGCUGAAGAUGCUGCGACUCACCGAAGGAUCGCUGCGUCAGUUUGGCCACCAGCGCGUCGAAAACACCAACUACAUGUGCGCUGCCUGGGCAGGUCAGAACCGUCUGCUGGUGGGUACGGACCAGGGUCGCGUGGUGCUGUAUGACGCUGCUGAACUGAAGGCCGAGUUCCGGCUGGGCGAUGUGCUGGGGAAGGACUCCUCCUCGGAGGCAGAUCGUCGUUCGGUGAACGGUACCCGCUCCGGCUCGGUGGUGUCCGGAGGAGGUGUUGGCGCCGGCACACCCGUCACCAGCAUAGUCACAUUCUCCAAGGGUUUCGUGGCCGUGUGCGGCGUGGGCAUCGCGCACGUGUUUGACCGCGCCGAAGACCAGACGACCGAGUUCUACCGUCUGCUGCGGACGGUACACGUGCCGCAGGACCCGGGCAGGAUGGCGGUCACCCAGGAGGCGCCGCCGCAGGAGGGUAUCACCGGCCUGGCGGUCAGCCCCUCCGAGGAGACGCUGGUGGCCGCCUCCACGCGCAGCCAGCUCUAUGUCAUCUCCAUGAGCAGCGUGUUCCUCAGCAAUAAG
Messenger RNA from Amphibalanus amphitrite, 1462 nucleotides. Its product is annotated as cilia- and flagella-associated protein 57-like. The transcript is spliced from 5 exons. NCBI's taxonomy places the organism in Eukaryota, Metazoa, Arthropoda, Thecostraca, Balanomorpha, Balanidae. The annotation marks the transcript as partial. The record is from RefSeq and is a predicted model, not a curated record. Gene Ontology annotation, molecular function: protein binding.